Messenger RNA from Micropterus salmoides (largemouth bass), 3114 nucleotides. It is a transcript of the gene cfap20dc, whose product is annotated as CFAP20 domain containing. Bases 200 to 2608 code for a protein of 802 amino acids. The transcript has 17 exons. The record is from RefSeq and is a predicted model, not a curated record. NCBI's taxonomy places the organism in Eukaryota, Metazoa, Chordata, Actinopteri, Centrarchiformes, Centrarchidae.
AGCGUCAGGUAACCAAUGGAGACGUAGACAUACUUGAGUUAGCUGAAGUGGUGUCCAACAGUUUCGGCUUGUUCUAAACUCUAAAGGAUAAGAUGCGCUGCUUUCCAGUGUAACGCUUAACUUAAAACACUAUUUAUCCGCAUUAACACCGCAUGUAAAAUAUUUGUUUUUUCCAAACGUUGACGUGACGUGAGGUAAAAUGUUCAAGAAUAAUUAUCAGGGUGGAGCUGUGGUCGAGAUUUUCAGUGGACAGGGGAAAGACCCUGCAGCAAGAUGGAAACUAUGUGGAGGGCCGUCAGCCAUACAUAAGGAGUAUGAUAAAGAAGUCAAAGGAUUUGUUUACUGUCUGGAGGGUAGCAGCCAGACAGUCAAGAUGCAAAUUCCAGAGAAUGGGAAAGUAUCUCUCGGGCUUCUCCAAAGAUUCUUGGUCCUACAAGUGAAUAUUCCUCAGAGCAAAGAUUUCUCCAUUGAGCUUGUGAUAACUGAUUCAGAGAACCUGAAAAGAAGACUUCACUUAUCAACAGUGCAUAAAGAAUUGUCUUCCACACUUUUGCAUGCAAAGAUACCUUUUGUAAGAUUGAAACGCAAUAUUUGGUCUACUUUGUGCAUCGACCUUGUAUCAUUCACCGGUGAACUGUUCAAGGGAUUUUUGAAGCUGGAUGGCAUCACUUUGUUCGCUACCUGUAAAGUCCGCAGAAUCUUCACCAUGAAAACCGAGCCUACAGGAACAUCAGAUGAUGAUAUGUUUCUCUGUGGAGCUGGUCUCACGGACUUGAUCCCUCGCAGUUGCCAAUUCCUGCCGGAUGUCAGCCACGUCACUCAGGUGUUGAACAUGGAGCAUUUGCAGAAGGCAGACAUGAGGGCUGGACUGUUGAGCUCUGACUGUGUUCCUGAUCAAACUGCCACUGCCAGAUCAACAAGUUAUCGAAGAAGCAGGCCCCAGGGUGUUUUGCAUACAGCCGCAGGCUCCAGGGUUUCAGGGCCACCCCCUCAAACUGGAAGAAAAAGCAGUGCAGCCUCAGACGGAGUGGAUGGAAGUGUACUUUUACAAUCUUUCUCAAAUAUGGGAUCGCCAUCCAGUAGGAGGAACCAAAAAGUCACUGCAGAAAGUCAGAGCAUUGCCAACUUCAAUGAGAGUUUAUCACAUGGAGAGUCUUCCUAUGUUGUUCUUGAGGUAAUGAAUGUAGGUACACCUGGCAGUUUACAGCCACAUCCCCCAAAAGACAGAGUGUUUGACAAGCAGGGAUCUAAGAAGCUACAGGUCUACAGUGCUGGAAGAGAGAGGCUAGCAUCGUCAGUGCCUCCAGAUGCUGUACCUGGUGGCCACAGAAAGAGAAGUAAAAGCAGGGAGAUGUGCACUCCUCCGUCCAGCAGGCAGGAAAGCAGGCAACAACCUCGAACAGAAAACACAAAGCGCCUAGCAGCAGAUGAGUGUAGCUGCAGUCCUGCCAGGGAAAGUUCAGGAGCUGCUCCCACACCAGCAGAGUUUCUCUCUUGCACGAUCUGGUCAGGUUUGUCUUGUGACCUGCAGGUCUGGAGCAGCUGGGAGAGUAAUGAGGGGUCUGAGCCCCAGCUCACUCUGCAAGAGGAGGUUUUCACUUUCUCAUCCCAGCCACACUCACCCAAAAGAGGUCAAGGCCAGGGUGACCAGGAGAAGAUGGAGAUGGGAGACGAUCAGGUUCAGAGCAAAAGUGGGAGGCGGUAUGAGGCCCAGCCUCAAGAUGACUUCAUCGGCAGUGAAAGUGAUGAGGAUAACAGCUACACCACAUUCCAGCAUCAAAGAACUAGUGUUGAGUCCAACCCUGCCACUCCCAGAUCUCCCAAUCCAACUGUGGACAUGGACCAGACAACACCAAAAGAGCUCAGUCCAGCUGCCACCAGUAUGCAGUCUCCCUCCAGUGGGAUAGCUGAAACAGCUGGGAUUGUGCCCACACGCUGUCUCUCACCCAGUGCGACACCCAGCAGACUGGACCACAAGUGUGGCCCACGUGGAUCAGAGGUAGUGAACCAGGUUGUGAAGGGGAACAUCAGUGUAUCACUGUCUAGGAGACUCUUGCAACAAGUCCAAUUGGAUGACUCCACACAGCACAAGGAAGAAGAAGACAAAACCCUGCAGCCUGUUGAUUCCAGUGAUUACAACUUACGCCUGCUUAGCAGUCUACGAAUGCAUGGAGGUGAUGAUGAGGAGCUUCAAAUGCUGGCAAGUCUAAAAAGGGAACAGGAGGAAGAUGAAUGUAGAGCCCCGGGCCUCAGUGCAUCUCAGAUCCACCAGUGUAAUGUCAGCAUCAGCAUGAGCAGCGACGACGCCUCAACCUGGACCCACAUCUCCAUGCCAGCAAAUCAGGGCCAUCACUAUCAGAAGGAAAUGAACCCCCUCCUGCAAUCAAACCCCAGGGAGUGGAUGGAUGUGCUCAGCCCUCCUAUUGUGCCUCCCAGCCAGCGGAGAAGGUCAGGCAACACGUGGAGAAAUCGGGAAAAUCUAAUCGGUGGAGAGUAUGAGACGGUGGAUGAAGACGGGAAUGAGGACGAGUAUUUGAAUCUGCUCUAUGAUCCUUGCCUGAACUGCUAUUUCGAUCCAAAGACGGGGAAGUACUAUGAACUAGCUUGACUCAAAGCUCUAGAGAAUCGAAAUUAAUAAAUCAGAAGUCACUGACAGUGGAUGAAUGGUUUUAGGAUUUUUUUUCAGGCCUAGCUUAUUGAUCAGCCAUGAAUACCCCAUUCACAAAAACCUUUCCGUGUUGCCGCUUUUGUAUUUUGAGAGACUAACAGGAGCUUCGUGUCUCCAUAAGUAGUGUCAUGUUAGUGUGUAAAGGAGUGUGACUCAGUAAAUCAGAUACAUGCUUUUUGCAAGGAAUUCAGUUGUUGCCCAUUCAGUAGCACAUCUGAUGGAAGAGAGAGUCUUUUCAGAAGUCUUGGCUAGCAAAUGAAUAUGUAAGCCUUUUCAAAGAACAUCCUGGAGCUUCUUUUUACUUAGGAGAAUUCUGACAUUUAAAUUUUGCCUGGAUUGGUAUUACAGUAUAGGUCAUUUAGUUCUUUAUUUAUCAUUUGUGUAAAAAAGUAAUUGAAAAUAUGUUGUGUAUAAAUUAUUUGGAAUAAAAUUUGAAUUGAAAUGGC